UGAAGUAUCUUCUCAAUUUAAUUUAACCAAUAAAUUUCAUACAAGGCAAAUUGCGCCAGAAUCCGAAGAGAACUUAUCAGUCACAUUUUUAAAAUUAUUUAGAAAUAGACAACGUGAAAAGAGGUUCACAAUCAAGAUUUUCCCGAACUUUCGGUCAGCAUUUCCAGUUGUCUCCCAGAAAUAACUCGAAAAACGAGUCGUCAAUAUUUGCCAGUUACUAUAGUUUCCACGGUCCAAAGAUCAGCGUCUUAAAAUACCAAGUAAAUUUACUUUUCAAUAUCCGAUUUCGGAUGAUCGAAGGAAGGUCGAAUCGGUGAGUACGUUGGUAGUACUGCAAGCACCACUUACAGCAAUUUCGGAGUCUGCUGUUAUCGGCAUACAGCUUGGCUUAUUCCACUUUAAACGUUAGAUCUGUAAAGAAGGCGAGGCUAAAUAAAAUUAAAUGCAUGAUAUUUAUUAAUCCAGUAAGGAUAAAAUUUAAAGCGAAGAGACAGCAGCAGGAUGAAACGAACGAUUGGCCACCCUGUAUAUCGUUCAGAACGAGCAGGAACCGGCGCGACUGCGGCGCCAUCUACUGAAAACAAAAAUGGUGACCAACGAUAUGCCCUAUCCCUGCCCUGGUUUUGUGGCACGCCAAAUGUCCGUGUUGUCUAGGCUCCUGUCUAUUAUGUAUUUCCCGUCAGUCGACGUAUCCAAUGUCGAUGUGAGUAAGGGGAGCCCCUUAGCCGCCGCCGCGCCCAAGUUUAGCGUGAAAUAAGCGUGGCUGUUUCUAACCAAACAGCAGGUGAUAUUCUAAACUACCGAAUAAUUUGUGUAAUUAUAACCCCCUCGCAGUAAUUCGUCGUGUCAUUUGCCUUAUGUAAUGAAAUUGGAUGCGAGUAAUUUUACAGCAAAGUUGGAUUCGCUCAGUGCGUCUUUAGUCUGAUUACUGAAUUCAUUUGGUUACGGUUAUGACAGAACAAAACCGUACGAUGGGUUUAGAAGCCGAAAUGGCUGCUCCGUUGCAUUUGCAGCGGCUAGAACGUAGCCUGAAUGUACAACCUUUCUUAGGUCAACUGAAUGAACUCUUUCGAGAUCAUGUCAGUGACGAUGACAAAUCUAUUUCUUCGGAUUCUUCGGAGGGCUCAGAUAUUUAUAAUGAUGGCUUAACCAAGAAAGAGGAAGAGAGAAUAGAUAAACUACGACUGUAUAAUAUGGCUAGUGUGGGAGAUGAACGCAGAUGGUUGCAAGAUAUUUUGCUUGGUGAUUCAUCGGAUAGUUCUGCAUCAGGAUCUGAUAGCGAUGCUCCUAUUACAGAAGAAGAUUUUCAAGAUAUGUUAAAGUUUCAUAUAUUGCGGAAGAAAUAUCAAGGCCGAUUUUAUCAGAAACCAGAGAAUAUUCAAUAUCAGUAUUAUGGUGCUGGGUUGUUAUCAAGUUACGAUAGGUUUUUAGAACAUCAAAAACUUAUAGUUGGAAAUAAAAAGAAAAAAGAUAAGAAACCUGAUAAGAAGAUUAUGAAGCUUAAGAAGGAAAAAGGUGUUCGACACAGAGGAUCAAAUGACUAUCGAGAACAUGAUUAUCCUGAAGAUGUUUGGGAUAGAGCAUUGCAUAAAGACGAUGAAUUAGACGAAGCUGAGCUCGAGGCUAUGAUGAGACAUCAACCUCGAGCUCGAGGCAGGAAAAAGCAUAAUAAUAAGAGUCCUGAGGUAAUGGCAAUGAGGAGAAGGAAGAUCUGGAUAAUGAUGUCAAAGAAGGAGUUGGGGAAAGUUCAACGAGCUAAAACGAACAAUCAUAAAGAAAUGCUUAUUAGUUGUAAGAAAGUUGCACAACAUUGCAUGAAGUAUUGGCGACAAAAAGCGAUGCAAUCUCAAAAAAAUAUGAAAGAAACAAUUUGGCGUGCAAAACGAUUAACCAGGGAGAUGCAAUCUUAUUGGAAGCGUUAUGACAGGGUUGAGCGUGAAACCAGAAGAAGGUUAGAAAAAGAAGCAGAGGAGCAACGUAAAAUGGAUGUCGAGCUCAUUGAGGCAAAACGUCAACAACGGAAGCUGAAUUUCCUCAUAACGCAAACCGAACUUUAUGCUCAUUUCAUGUCUCGAAAAUUAGGUAAAGCAUCACCAGAAGAACAGUUGAGGAUACUCAAUCAAUUAGACGAAGAAAAGAAUCCCCGAUUAGUUGGAAUUGAUGAUUAUGAUUGUGAAAUCAUGAAACAGAAGGCAAAGAAAAAUGCUACUGAAGCAUUCGAUAGCGAGAGAGCAAGAACUAGACAGUUUGACACUGGAGCAGCAGCGCAAGAAUUGCGUCUGAGUGAAACUCCAGAAAACUUGGAACACCCUCAGCCAUCUAUUUUCAAAGGAAACCUUAAGGGUUAUCAACUUAAAGGAAUGAAUUGGCUUGCAAAUCUUUAUGACCAAGGUAUUAGUGGUAUAUUAGCUGAUGAGAUGGGUUUGGGUAAAACGGUACAAUCUAUAGCAUUCUUAUGUCACGUGGCUGAGAGAUAUUCUGUUUGGGGACCAUUUUUAAUAAUAUCACCAGCUUCGACGUUGCACAAUUGGCAGCAAGAAAUGGCGAGGUUUGUCCCUAUAUUCAAAGUGGUACCUUACUGGGGUAACCCACAAGAACGAAAGAUAUUGAGACAGUUCUGGGAUACCAAAGACUUGCAUACAAAGGAAGCAUCGUUUCAUGUGGUAAUCACAAGUUACCAACUAGUUAUUACCGAUUACAAAUACUUCAACAGGAUAAAAUGGCAAUACAUGAUACUUGACGAGGCACAAGCGAUAAAAAGCACAAGCAGUAUGCGAUGGAAAUUAUUACUUGGAUUCAGCUGCCGUAAUCGAUUGCUCCUUAGUGGUACCCCGAUACAAAAUAGUAUGGCUGAGUUAUGGGCUCUGUUGCACUUUAUAAUGCCAACUUUAUUCGACUCUCAUGAUGAAUUCAACGAAUGGUUUUCGAAAGAUAUUGAGAGCCAUGCAGAGAAUAAGACGGGAAUAGACGAAAAACAUCUGUCGAGAUUACAUAUGAUUUUAAAGCCUUUUAUGUUAAGAAGAAUCAAAAAGGACGUAGAGAAUGAACUGUCAGAUAAAAUCGAGGUCAUGGUCUACUGUCCUUUAACGACACGACAAAAGCUGUUAUACUCCGCGUUAAAGAAGAAAAUUAGGAUAGAAGAUUUGCUGCAUUACACAGUUGGAGGUGGUGAUACCGCUACUAAUGACAAAAAUUUCACCUCGAACUUAAUGAAUCUAGUCAUGCAAUUCCGAAAGGUUUGCAAUCACCCUGAAUUAUUCGAACGUAGAGACGCUAGAUCUCCUCUCUUUAUGAAGGCAGAAUGUUACGAGAUGCCUGUGCUGUUAUACAACGAAGGACUAUUAUCCCUUUCAUUACCGUCCAAAGAUCAUAUACUCUUCAAUAAAUUAUUCGUAUUCGCUACGGAGUAUAUUCAUCGGUCUCUUUACGGGCGAGGCGAGAAUACUUUCGAGAGUUUUUUCUCAUUUAUUAGAUUAAUAAACUUAUCACCAAUGGAACUGAACAAAUUCUUUAUUGCUGGUAUACUCUUCAGAUUAUGUUACACUACUUUGGUGGAGAGGAAGAUGCGUAUAAAGCGUCACUGGGAAGAUUGGUGGGUCGACGAGAACGUGCCAACCCCUAAGAAUAUCAUGUUAAUUCCAAGACGUAAAGUUUGUGCCACACCUGCGACCAGUGGGUUGAUUUUUACGAACAAAAUUCUCGAGGGAGAUGCCCUGUACACUCAUACUACUCAUACGAUUCACUCGAUGUCGGAGACGAUGGCACAUCGAAUACUUCGCAGCAGCAAACGGUCUGCCAAUCAAUUGCUCAAGUUCCAACGAACAAUUCCCAGCAUCAAGGGAGACCAAGGAGAGGAGCCAAAGCUGACCUUACUGCCAGAACAUCCAUAUGUCCCUCGAUCCCCAUCGAUGAGAUUUUGUCAGCCCACUACUAUUCCCGCCUUCGUCUGCGAUAAUAAUCCCAAAGUCCAGGUGAGCCCUAGAAAGUUAUACGUGAGCAGUAGUUCCGCAGCCUGUGCCUGGCGAAGACACGAAGAGUGCGGAGGGAAUUUCGGGCAAAAAGUGUUAUGGCUCGGCUGCAGCAAAGCUCUUCUUCCCUCGAUAUUGCAAGCGCCGUCAAUCGUUCGAAUGGGUCUGACUCCGACAUUUUCAUACGAGAUCCCAGGCGGCUUGACGGGAUGUGCCCCAAUCAAUGGGUGGUCGAACAUCAUCGUACCUGACAAGCAGACCUUGGUGACGGAUGCAGGGAAACUCUCAGUCCUGGACAGCCUUUUACGUCGUCUCAAGGAGCAGGGUCACCGAGUCCUGAUUUACUCUCAGAUGACGAAAAUGAUCGACCUGCUCGAGGAGUACAUGUAUCACCGGAAGCACACCUUCAUGCGUCUGGAUGGUUCCUCGAAGAUAUCGGAUCGCCGCGACAUGGUCGCCGACUUCCAGAAGAGGGCGGAUAUAUUCGUCUUUUUGCUGAGCACCCGGGCCGGCGGAUUGGGGAUCAACCUCACCGCAGCGGAUACGGUGAUAUUCUACGACAGCGAUUGGAACCCAACGGUGGAUCAACAGGCGAUGGAUCGGGCUCACAGGUUGGGCCAGACAAAGCAAGUCACGGUUUACAGACUCAUCUGCAAAGGCACCAUAGAGGAGAGGAUCCUGCAACGAGCCCGGGAGAAAAGCGAGAUUCAACGAAUGGUCAUCAGCGGGGGCAACUUUAAGCCGGACACCCUGAAGCCCAAGGAAGUGGUCUCGCUGCUGCUGGACGACGAGGAGAUCGAGGCGAAAUACAGCCAACGGAGCGAGGAGAGAAAGCAGCACGCGGAGGAGGCUCGCCUCGACUCGAGCCUGCAGUCCAAGGAGAGGGACCGGAAGAGGAAGCUAACCGCGCUUCCGGCCAAGCAGGACCCUAAGCGACCCUGCCUGGAGGAUGCGACCUCGGAGCGGUGCGUGGAGAACAGCCAGGCGAGCCAGGAUUUCGCCACAAAGCAGGCCAGCAACCCGGUACAGUCGCAGCAAUUGAAUCACCAGCUCCAACAGCACCAGCAGUCGCAGUCGCAGUCGCAGCAGCAGCAUCAACUGCGCCAGCAAAACCAGCAGCAACCGUCGGACGCCCUGGACGAUCUCGGAGGGCCGACCAGUCCGGUUAGGUCCGAGGACGAGAACAGCAACGAGGGUCUCGUCGUGGACGUGGACGGCCCGGUUCCAGCUUCCGCUGGAGACGCCCGGCAAUCUCGAGUGGGCCACUUCGGCGAACCUCCAAAGGUGGCAAGGCUUGGUCACCAUUUUACCUUCGGCGUAGGAGGUUCCGUUCGAAUGCGACCCACGGUCCGGGGAAGCACCAAACGCGGUCGACCACGGGGAUCUCGCAGAGGAGGACCCAUCGGCGGCAAGGGCAGGGGGCUUCUCCUAUUGCACCCUCCUAACAAGGCCGUGGUCCCAUCCUGCUCGACCCCGGUUGCAUCUCCUACGAGUCAAGCGAUUCAUCACGGGUCAGCCGAGAGCUCGGUACCGGACGCGGAGGGCACGAGCACCGUCGGGUCCCUAGGACCUCUGGGGACCCUAGGGUCGCUGCCGGGGAGGUCGGGGCAAGCCGCCAUCCGCAGAGGCCCGGGUCGACCUCGACUCAGACCCAACGGGCCCGCUCAUCAGGGCCACCGGGGACACCACCACGGGAAGAAGAUCCAGCGUCCGCUUCCGGUGCCCCUCAGGUCGCACCAGCUGGUGCCCCUUGCCCGCAAGCCGCAGACCUCGUCGACCUCGGGACCCUCGACCUCGGUCCCGACCUCCUUCGCCGCAUCCUCGAGCUCGACUUCCCGCAACCCUGGCGAGACGAGGCCCUUCGGGUUCUACACCCAGCAGACGCCGCAGCGUGGAUCGUCGUAAGGCCCCGAGGUUGGGCCCGUGAUCGAGCAAUAAUCGCCGACUCUCCCGCGAGAAACGCGGCCGGGUAGACCCGCGACCGCUGCGGAAAAUCGCAGAUCAGCUCGAGGGAACGGAAUCGCCGCUACCCGGGAACGCGGCCAAGCGUCGAAGUGUACCUUGGAGAAAUCGAAGAGCGGUCCCAGGGAAUUCUCGGCAGGUGGACUCUCGGACGGAGGGGCAAGGUCUCCCCAGGUGUAGAAGGACGCGCGAGCCAGGGAUUAAACCCGGAAUCCCUCCCGGAAACGGCGAGACGGGCCCGAUUUCCCCGAUCUACCGACCGCUCGACGUUCGCUUCGUUUUAGCGGCGCAACGGCCGAGUUCCGAGUUAAUCGCCCCCGACCUGGAGGUCGUCGACGGACGUCGAGGGCGCGGAUCGAGCUCCUGCGAUCGUCGAUCGUCUUUGAUUUUUUUUUUUUUCUCCAGGCUCGAUCCUCGCUCCGACUCCUCGAAACCUUCGUCCUCCCGACGCGAGGUCCACGUAGCUUCGUUACAUUGGACAGAGCUCUUUCGCCCAUAUUUUUUAAACGGAUUCGCAUGCCACAGAACGUAAUUGUGAAGACUAGAUUUGUAAAAAAAAAAAAGUGGUAUUUAUUAUGAAUAA
Orussus abietinus is the source of this 6513-nucleotide messenger RNA. RefSeq names its product putative DNA helicase Ino80 (gene Ino80). The transcript has 28 exons. The record is from RefSeq and is a predicted model, not a curated record. Gene Ontology annotation, molecular function: ATP-dependent chromatin remodeler activity; DNA binding; ATP binding. Lineage: Eukaryota; Metazoa; Arthropoda; Insecta; Hymenoptera; Orussidae. Gene Ontology annotation, biological process: DNA repair. The coding region runs from base 951 to 5873 and encodes 1640 amino acids. Gene Ontology annotation, cellular component: Ino80 complex.